Molecule: messenger RNA, 2230 nt
Organism: Williopsis jadinii
Lineage: Eukaryota; Fungi; Ascomycota; Saccharomycetes; Phaffomycetales; Wickerhamomycetaceae
Gene: TMN3
Product: Tmn3p
Exons: 2
Coding region: 230-2125 (631 amino acids)
Biological process (GO): vacuolar transport; protein localization to membrane
Cellular component (GO): membrane; Golgi apparatus
Source: RefSeq, a predicted model, not a curated record
AACCACCCUAGAAUAAAAACAGAGGUUGUCUUGUAUUGCUCAACGAAUCUGUUUUUCUUCUUUGACCCACAUCUUGCUUAUAGCAUUGAUUCUGUCAGUUACGUGGAACUGUCUGCUUUAGUCAUUAAAUCUACACUUGUAUCGAGAUAGCAACGUUAGAAGCAGCGGUCAUUUCACAGUUGCAUCAAUUCAAAAAGGACGAAACACAAAGGGAAAGAAGGAUUGGUGGAUGAGGUUGGCACUUUUGCUAGUGAGCUGCUUAAACGCAGCCAAAGUGAUGGCAUGGGACCCGCUUGGAUGGUCUCCCAACUACUUUGAGCCAGGACAGGCUGUUGAUCUGUAUGUGAAUAGGGUCGAGUCUGACACAACACAGUUGCCGUAUGCCUACUACGACUUGCCCUUCACAUGUCCGCCUAAGCCUGAAACUAAACCUCUGCAUUUGUCAUUGAACGAGGUCAUCAGAGGUGAUCGUAUAUGGGAGUCCGAUUACAUAUUGAACUUCAUGGAGGAUGCCCCAUGUCAUCGUCUGUGUGAUCGUUUAACACGUCCUGAAGGACAGAGAAGGGCCGAUCAGCUUAUCAGAAGUGGAUACGUUGUUGAGUGGUUAAUCGAUGAGUUACCAGGUGCGACGACCUUCAUCAGUUCCACCGAUAAGAAGAAGUAUUACGCUUCGGGCUUCCCUCUCGGAUUCGUAAGAAAUGGGAGAACAUUCAUACACAACCAUGUGAUGAUGGUUAUCAGAUAUCACAAGGAGAAAAAUGGUAAGUACACCAUUGUUGGAUUUGAAGUUUACCCAAGAAGUGUCAGUGAUUUCCAUUGUCCGGGUGCGUCUAAGAACUUUGACAAUUUUGAACUCGAUGUUGAUGCAAAGGAUACCAUUCUCAUACCAUUUACUUAUUCGGUAUACUGGAGAGAAGAAUCUGCGAUAAGCUGGAACGAUAGAUGGAAACUGUUUUUCAAGAGUGAAGUCGAUGACGACGAAAUGCACUGGAUCUCAUUGGUGAACUCUUUAGUCUUGGUCGCAUUCUUAUCAACGGUCGUUGCAGCUGUACUCUUAAGAACAUUGAAUCGUGAUAUUCAAACUUAUAACAGUCUGGAUAUUGCAACUAAUGGCAUUGCAGUGGAAACAGAUGCUAAUGACUACACAAAUUCUGGAUGGAAGCUAAUCUCAAACGAUGUUUUCAGAGAACCUUGGAGCUCAGUGUUCUUGUGUCUCUUGUUGUCAUCCGGUGUCCAAGUGUUCUUCACAAUCAUUGGUGUAUUAAUAGCAUCAACUACUGGAUUAAUGGGUCCGAAUGUGAGAAGCAGCAUCCUCAGUACGUCAUUACUGUUAUUCAUUGUCGGUGGAUGUGCUGCUGGCUAUUCUGGUAUCAGAUUUUACAAAAAUUUCACCCAGGAAUUGUUUGUCAAACGCAGUUUUGUAUUGUCCUUGAUCUUUGGUGGUUUCUUACCAUUUGUUGUCUUAGUCUCUGUCUUGAUACUGAAUUGUAUCGUAUGGGCGAAAGAUUCAUCAACGGCGUUGCCAUUUGGAACUGUGGUACUGCUCAUCUUUUUCUUCUUGACCUUAGAGAUGCCAUUGUCGGCAAUUGGAGGGUUUAUUGCUAAUCGUUCAGCACCUUCAAAGAUCAAUGCAAACCUCUCCAAACCUAUCAGAUCCAUUCCAAGACAACCAAAGUUCACGUCAUAUAUCUAUGCCAUACCAGUUUUCGGUCUCUUGCCGUUUGGAACCAUAUAUGUUGAGUUAUUAUUUGUCUUCAGAUCCGUGUGGCUAGAAAAGACCUCUUUCUACUACAUGUAUGGCUUCUUAUUGUUCACCAUCUUGUUUUUGAGCGUCAUUGUUAUGGAGAGUGUUAUCGUUUCCAUAUAUGUAUCCCUAACAUAUGGAGACUAUAGAUGGCAAUGGAGAUCGUUUAUAGUUGGUUCCAGCGUUGCUUGGUACGUCGAAGUGUACUCCAUAUAUUACUUCUUUGUCUACCUAAAGGUUACUGACUUCAGCUCAAUAAUACUUUACUUGUCAUAUACCACAAUCCUAAGCAUUCUGCUAGGUUUUGCAUUUGGUGCUUUGGGGUUAUAUUCUGCAUCUAUAUUCAUCUACAGAAUAUACGGUGCUAUCAAGGCUGAGUGAAUGCAACACCGAGAGCAUGGACCCAACAACGCAUAAAUUGUUCUACAACAAUCACAUAUACCUGUGUAUAUAUAACAGCACAUAAACGUUAAUAAUAACAAUGCU